Cokeromyces recurvatus is the source of this 366-nucleotide messenger RNA. RefSeq lists its product as uncharacterized. Bases 1 to 366 code for a protein of 121 amino acids. NCBI's taxonomy places the organism in Eukaryota, Fungi, Mucoromycota, Mucoromycetes, Mucorales, Mucoraceae. The transcript is spliced from 2 exons. The record is from RefSeq and is a predicted model, not a curated record.
AUGUAUUUAUAUAAUAGACAUUACUUUUUAGCACAAGGAGGAGUAAAUACACAAGUAUUGAUAAAAGAAUUAGGAACCAUUCAUUUGGGUGGACUUGAACAUCGACAACCUAUUCAAGAUACCAAUGUUGAAGGCUAUUUGGAACAAAAGAAUAUAGAGACUAUAAUGAAAAUUAUACAAGAUGAACGUCAAGAAAUUGUUGAUAAUACGAACGAUUCAUUUAAAAAGGAUAUAAAUGCUUACUGGGACAAUUUAUUAAAUAAUACAUUUAAAGUAAAUGAGGUUGAAGAAACUACAUUAAAUCUUUCAAAAGCUAAAUUUGAUCAAUCUCUUGUGGCUAAUGCUAUUGUUGGUAUUUAUGAUUAA